This is a messenger RNA of Octodon degus (degu), 487 nucleotides long. RefSeq names its product lymphocyte antigen 6 family member G5C (gene Ly6g5c). Gene Ontology annotation, cellular component: external side of plasma membrane. The transcript is spliced from 3 exons. Lineage: Eukaryota; Metazoa; Chordata; Mammalia; Rodentia; Octodontidae. The record is from RefSeq and is a predicted model, not a curated record. The coding region runs from base 1 to 453 and encodes 150 amino acids.
AUGAAGGCCCUGACGGCAGGCUGCGCAGGGUGCCGCAUCGGGGCUCCUGGGCUGCCUCAGUGCUUCGCAAACCUGUGCAAGAUGCGCUUCACAGUGCUGGUGACCGUGAGCUUGGUGCUUGGCAAGCUCGUUCUCCCUAACCCAAACCCCCCUCAGCCACCUCCACUGCCCAAAUACCUGCGCUGCUAUCGAUGCCUCUUUGAGACCAAGGAGCUGGGGUGCCUGCUGGGGUCCGACAUCUGCCUCAUGCCGGAGGGCAGCAGCUGUAUCACCCUGCAUAUAAGGAACACCAGCGGCUCUGACAUCAUGGUGAGCGACUGCCGCCGCAGGGAGCAGAUGGGAGACUGCGCGUACACCCGGCCCGCGCCCGUGUUUGGCUUCUGGAUAUUUUCUCACUGCUGCUUCGUGAAUUUCUGCAACGAUCCUCAAAACCGAGAGUCCUACCUUCAGUAGGAGGGCGCGGAGUAAACGCACGCGCCUUCCGGAG